Spirometra erinaceieuropaei is the source of this 966-nucleotide messenger RNA. The record is from the annotation of a GenBank genome assembly. Lineage: Eukaryota; Metazoa; Platyhelminthes; Cestoda; Diphyllobothriidea; Diphyllobothriidae.
AUGGGCUCACCAAUAUCAGGACUUCUGGCCGAACUAGUUUUGCAGCGACUAGAAGAGAUAGUCUUCCAAACUAUCCAGCCUAAACUAUGGCUUCGUUACGUUGAUGACACCUUUGUCAUAAUAAAGAAGUGCGAAGUCGAACGUCUUCACCAGAGACUGAAUGGCGUCUUCCCAGCCCUACAGUUUACCCGCGAAGAGGCAAUUGGAGACAGCUUGCCGUUUCUGGAUGUGAGAAUACAGAAGUUGAGCGAUGGUGCCCUGGCAACGAGCGUCCAUAGGAAAGACUCUAACUCUGAAAUUAUCCUCAACUAUGGAAGCAACCACCCCGCAGCUCACAAAAGAAGCUGCGUCCGAACUCUGUUCCAGCGGGCCUACCGUUAUUGUAACAACAACGAUCUCCUGAACAAAGAGCUUGCUCACCUGUAUCGGUUAUUCCGCUCUAACGGAUAUCCGAUCAGUUUUGUUAAGAACUGUUUCAGGCACCAGACACAGCCGCAAGACCCCACCCCCAACGGAGAGAUUGUGACGCGAAAAUUCUACUCCUUGCCAUAUAUGCGUGGAACUUCCGAAAUAAUCGCUCGGCAGUUCAGCCGCCUGGGUAUUCGCGUUGCCCACAAACCGGCAUCUUCACUACGCGCAGCAAUAUCUCGAGUGAAGGACCCCCUCCCCAAAGAGCAACAAACGAAUGUAAUUUAUCGCAUCCCGUGUGGUAAUUGCUCUUGCGUGUAUGUUGGCCAUACAGGUCGAUGCCUGGGCACCCGUAUCAACGAACACAAACUAGCUAUCCGUCGGCGAGACCCCCUGUCCCUCGUCUUUGCCCAUGCACUCGAGUACGACCACCGAUUCAAUUGGGAUGGCACCGAGGUCGUCGCCAUGGCUAACACAAAGCGAGCGAGGGAAUUUCUCGAGGCUUGGUACUCCGAUGCGGGUAGUAUCAACCGCCACGUUGAUUUAGAUGCCCAUUAA